Molecule: messenger RNA, 1062 nt
Organism: Malassezia restricta
Lineage: Eukaryota; Fungi; Basidiomycota; Malasseziomycetes; Malasseziales; Malasseziaceae
Product: purine nucleoside permease
Exons: 2
Coding region: 1-1062 (353 amino acids)
Biological process (GO): nucleoside metabolic process; transmembrane transport
Cellular component (GO): endoplasmic reticulum
Molecular function (GO): catalytic activity
Source: RefSeq, a predicted model, not a curated record
AUGAGGCUCGGGCUCUUUGUGGGGUGUGUGUUCCUAGGGCUCGCAACGCUGUGCUCAGCAUCAAGUGUUGUGGCGCCCAAGGUGCUUGUGAUUACAAUGUUUGAGCCAGAGCGUGAGGCAUGGCUCAGCAAGAUGCCACUUACGAGGAACAUUACCGUCGGUGGUCUGAGCCCCCUGUACCCCCAUGUCUCGUGUGAUCACGACGCAGAAGUGUGCCUCAUCACAACGGGUGAGGGUGAAAUCAAUGCUGCAUCCACUGUCUCGGCGCUCAUGUCCUCGAUCCGUUUUGAUUUGCGCUCGACGUACAUACUCGUGAAUGGCAUUGCCGGCGUGAAUCCAGACGUGGCUACCAUGGGCAGUGUUGGCUUUGCACGCUUUGCCGUGCAAGUGGGUCUGCAGUACAGCAUUGACGCAAGAGAGGCACCCAAGGACUGGAACUACACAUUUUGGAACUAUGGCACGUCUAAGCCGGGUCAGUACCCGCAAGUGCUCUACGGUACCGAGGUGUUUGAGAUCAAUACGCACUUACGAGACAGGGUCUUCGAGCUUGUUAAGCAUCUUCGACUUAAGGACAAUGCGUCUGUAAAGAAGCAACGCGCUACAUACCCGCAAGUCAAGGCGAAGGCGCCGCCCGUCGUGUUCCAGGGCGACAUUACGACCAGCGACAUGUACUUUACGGGAAAAACUUUCGGACAUAUGGCCAGCAACCUUACGUCGGUCCUAACGAACGGCACUGGUACGUAUGCACUGACCGCGCAGGAAGACAAUGCCGUGCUGGAGGUGCUCGUGCGUGCACACAAGGCCAAGUCAGCAGACUAUGGCCGUGUCAUUCUAUUUCGUGCCGCGAGCAACUUUGAUCGCGCCCCACCUCACCAGGACGACCUGACGCAUUUCUUGCAUGUCAGCACGCAAACUGAGCUGAUCAAGCCUGCGUUAGCCAACCUGUUUGUGGUAGGUGAGCCGAUCGUAAAGGCUAUCACGGGAAAUUGGACGCAGUGGAAAGACGGCGUCCAACACCCAUGUAGCCCGUCGUACGGCGACGUUUUCGGUACCAUCCUAUAG